Molecule: messenger RNA, 3557 nt
Organism: Gallus gallus (chicken)
Lineage: Eukaryota; Metazoa; Chordata; Aves; Galliformes; Phasianidae
Exons: 4
Coding region: 751-1314 (187 amino acids)
Source: RefSeq, a predicted model, not a curated record
AGUGCAUGGGGGGACAUGGGGAGUACGGGCUGGUUCCUCUGUGCCCAGAAGCACUUGGGAAGGGGCUUGUUCCUGUGCCGUGCUUUGAAAGCGGUGACCAAACCCUGUCAGCGUGUUCCUGAGACUGGGCUGCUGCCCCUCGUAUAACCACAAGUAAGUCCCGGGCAAUUAAUGAUCUGCCAGAGGUGCUCCUCGACUCGCGGUCCCGUAGCCAAAUCCUGUGUUACUCAUUAGACCACACAUCCUCUCUCCUCUCUGAGUGGCAUCCGAGCAGGCUGGUCAGGGCACAGGGAGCAAGGCGAUGUCACCUCAUGUUUAUCUAGGGAGAAGUUUCCCACACUCCUUCGUGGCUCUUCUUGUUUUGAUUCAGGGAUUUUGUUUUCCUAAAGAGUUAAAAUAAAUCUCAAAGUGCGACUGCAGCACUUUUUUUUUGAGUGCGGUGUUUGUUGCUGGAUAAUCCUUUGAGGGAAGCAUUAAAAAGCAGCGUGGCAUUUUUGUCAUCAGUCCGGAGUCGGCUGAACAAGGCUGGCCACGGGCUGUAAAUGUGGUGCGGCAUUUAUGCAUGACGGAAAGCGCUUUCCAUCUCUCAGAGCUUGUGACUGCCAUUUCUCUUCCUUCUGGCCAUGAACCGCUGCUCACAGGCUUUCUCUGAUCCAGCGAGACACCGUGGCACUGCCAGAGCCCGACUCUCAUUCUGCUCACUCUGUGCUGCUCCAGAAGCGAGGACAGACAGGGGACACCUUCUGCCCCAUGCUGGCCCCUGAUCUCUGGCCACACCAGGAGGAAAUUUUUCACUGGGAGGGCGGUGAGGCGCUGGCACAGCUGCCCAGAGAAGCUGUGGUGCCCCAUCCCUGGAGGCGCUCAAGGCCAGCAGCGUGGCUGAAAGGGCUGCAGGAGGACUUCCUGUCCGCACCAGAUCAGGUUACACUGCUGUCCUGUUUCCCCUACCACUUAAGUCUGGGAUGUACGUGUUGGGAGCAGAAAUCCAUAGGAGGUAUUGGAGAACAAAUGUGGACCAGAGCUCAAAGAAAGCCCAGCCUAACUAUUGCCACCUCCUCUCCCAGGUCUCCAUCCAGCCUCAUGCGGCACUGGUACCUGAGUGAGCAGGGAGCCCAAGAGCAACACCUGUGUCUGCUUCCAGUAGGGUCACUGGUUGUUGCAGGAAUACAAUCUCUCCAAACACUCGUGCGGCUGCUGUAUUAUUUAACAAGCCUCCUGCUUAGGAAAAACAGCAUAAAAAUGGAGAUGCUGAAAACAGAGGAUCCUGCUGUAGGCUGCUCCAUAAUACCUUCCUGUUCAGUGAAGAUGUGGUAAUGGAUGUUUUCACUGCAGCCUCACUCCACUCGUGGUGACGAGUUCCCGUAUCCUGUACUUUGCUUGUGCUACACUGCAAGCUUGUGCUCAUCCACUUCAAUGUGUGUUCUGUGAGGCAGCUGAUUCCACUUCCUUUAAAGCAUCCAGAGAAGGACCCUCCAGCACUAACAGAUAAGGCACAUGUCUCUUUAUGGCUUAUCCCUUAGAUUUUGAAGCUGAGAAAUCUACUUUUUGCCUGGGGAAAAUAUUAGCCAACAUCACUAGGAGGUUAAAGCCUUUGGUCACAGGUUACGCUAUAGUUGGUAUUACAAACAAUUUUUUUUCAUGCUGUCAAAGAGCAAAUUAGAAAAUAUACUGAUGUUCUUAUAUGUUAUCUCUUACUAUCAUUAACAAAUGAGACUUCGGAAAAGGUUUAGCCAUCAGACUGGUUUUUAUUGCCAUGAUGUGAAAGAUUGGGAUGCAGUGGGACCCAGUGCAAAUCAAUACCCAUUUUGUCUUCUUUCUUUAUGCCCUUUCUGCUUCCUCUGUGAAUGACAGAACUUCGAGGCUUUCAGCUCAAAACCCCCUGGUGGGAUGAGUGACUUGUGAAAGUGGGAUCACGCUGGCUACAAGAAUCCAUGCCGCAGAGCUCAGGACCAUGCAGGCAUCUCACUGUCCAGAAGUUCUGGAUGAAUUCAGCUCCUGACCUUCUCACCUUGGUUUGAAGUGGGAAUUGCUGUAUAGCUUGGUCUCUUACUCUUCUGACCCUCUAUGUUUUAUGCAUCUAGUAAUGUUAUUCCUUAAAAUAAUCUACUCACAGAGUAUGGCAUUUCCUAUAAUCAGAUAAUCUUGAUGGUAUAAAAAAAAUAAAAUGCUAAUAACUAAAACAGCAUCCAAAGAAAGGAUGCCUCAUCCAAAAACAUCUUCAUAAAAGGCAUAUCUUUAAAUCGAGACACCAGUCUAUGUUAUCCACAAAGACCAGUAAUCACAGACUGAAUUGUAAGAGCUUUCUCCAUGUGCGUACUACAAAACUUGGGAGUGAUUUGCCAAACAGAAAAGCAUACAUUGAUCAGGGAAAUAAAAGCUUCACCACUGAUCCUCUGAGAGGUGAUGGCUAUUAGCAGAAAGAAACUCAACACUGAUCUGGAAAGUGCAAUGUGAAGAUGCCACACAACGCCAAAUAUGAGGACAGUGCUGUGUGCUCUCUGCUUCUAUCAGUCGUGUAACGAGAAGGGUGUUUCUACCUGAAGUACAGACACCUGGCUUCCUACUCAAGCACCACAAGCAAUCUCCUCUGGUAACACAAACUGCUUACUUCACCCCAGAGUUAGAGCUCACUGUAGAACCAUCUGGUUUGGAGUUGUCUUGUCACUACCCAUCUUGUGAAAGAUAUUUUCAGGAUGCUAACAACUCCAUCCAAAAAGUUCUUCUGUUUUGUCACCCAUGAUCACAUAUAUUUAGAUGCCAUAUGCCCUGUAUUCUCCUUCUCCGGAAGCUCUGGGUUGAUUUGUGCCAAGAACUGAAUGUAAGAAAUUUGCCUUUUGUGUGUUAUUGUUCAUAGACUCUCACUCAGCCCCUGGGACUGAGGCAUAACGUAUAUGCGUACAUACUUGAAAAUAGAUUGUCUUGGUGUCCCACUCACAAACUGUGAGCCAACCCGCCUCCCCCACUCCUUGAUGGGAGUCAUUUUGCCAUUUGGGGCUUAUGAAGCAAGAUCUUUGCUAACCCUCUUGUUCUCUGAAAUGCUAUAUAUUGUCUUCCCCUUCAUCCCAGCCUACAGGCAGAACCAGCAUGUGAGGAUGUACGAUGCAUGAUUCAAUGUCAUGCAAAAAUUCUGCUGAACUCCUCACAUUCUGCAGCAAUAGUAAUCUUUGUCUGGUCUGCGACCGGAGAAAGCAAGCUCCAAAGCGUGCAAAGCGUGUUUGACCUUACUUUCAAACACCCGUGUGCACACUCAAAGCCCCAGAGAACUCAUUACAUUCACAGUCUAGAAACUGGUGUUUUGUUCUCCGUCCCUGCUCCGUCUGCCUUUGGAUGAAUGCAGCUGAAAAUGUCAGAGAUGCAGCUCCUAUGUAACGUAAGAGGAGGAUUACAGCUUUCCUGACAUCGGAAGGGGGGGUUACAACAAUGCAGCUGACGUAGGAAAGGACAGAUUACAGUGCAUCUGACAUAGUAGGAAUUAUAGAAAAUGUAUUUACAGCGAUGGCUGGAAAAUGAAUUUAAUAUGCUGUUCCAGAGGACAAUAAAGGCGUGUUGCAACAGUU